AUGUCCGCUAUUGUGCAAAAAAUCCUUGUCGUGGGUGGUAAUGGGUUGGUCGGUUCUGCCGUGUGCAAGGCUGCUCUUGCGCGGGGUACGGGUGUCGCCAGUAUUAGCAAACAGUUCUAUGACAAGGACUUCGUGGGCUUGCUCAAGUCCAUUACGGGUACCAGCCCGGUCGAGAGACACGUCAUCUAG
Molecule: messenger RNA, 189 nt
Organism: Suillus paluster
Lineage: Eukaryota; Fungi; Basidiomycota; Agaricomycetes; Boletales; Suillaceae
Exons: 3
Coding region: 1-189 (62 amino acids)
Source: RefSeq, a predicted model, not a curated record